AAAGCAUUCUCAUCACAUUAUCACAACAUCUACCUUAUUCUAUUCCACUCAUAAGAUCUUACUCUUCGGUUAUUACAAAAACAUACUCACUCUACUACUUACCAUUUCCUCCUAUAUAUAUAAUACCCACACGUACAAUCUCCUCACCACUGCACACCCACAACUCCUUGUGUUAUUUUAGAAAAUUUCUGAGUUUUUGUUUAGAUAUGGACGAGAGCCUUUCAGGGUUUUCGAUGAAAGCUCGCGGUUGCGGCGGCGGGGGUGGAAAUAAGUGCGGGAGGUGGAACCCGACGAGCGAACAGGUUAAGGUUCUGACCGAUCUGUUUAGGUCAGGACUGAGGACUCCUAGUACUGAUCAGAUACAAAAGAUCUCAACACAGCUGAGCUUUUAUGGCAAGAUAGAGAACAAGAAUGUGUUUUAUUGGUUUCAGAAUCAUAAAGCUAGGGAAAGGCAGAAACGUCGCAGGGUUUAUAAUGUUAGUGAUCCUAGUGACGAUGAGAUCAUUCAUUGCAAAGACAAGGUUUCCUCGAUCAAACAAUUUGGAGAAAGAAAGCAGGUUGUUUCGGAGGAGCCAGAGAGAGUGAUCGAGACGCUGCAGCUGUUUCCUUUGAAUUCAUUCGAUGAGUCGGAGCCGGAGAAGCUGAGACUGUAUGCAAGCGAGUACAAUAAAGAAAACGGUUCGACCUUCAUUUAUUCGUUUGGAAGAGAUCAAGUGGAUAAUCCAUAUCAUCCACCACUAGAUUUGCGCUUAAGCUUCGUGUAAACUGCUGUAUAAUUUGUCUCUCAUGUUGCAUAAUAUGUUUGAAUAGUUGUUCAAGUCGAGAGCUUAAAGUUUGA
This is a messenger RNA of Daucus carota subsp. sativus, 838 nucleotides long. Its product is annotated as WUSCHEL-related homeobox 5. Lineage: Eukaryota; Viridiplantae; Streptophyta; Magnoliopsida; Apiales; Apiaceae. Gene Ontology annotation, molecular function: DNA-binding transcription factor activity; DNA binding. The coding region runs from base 207 to 764 and encodes 185 amino acids. Gene Ontology annotation, biological process: plant organ development. The transcript is spliced from 2 exons. The record is from RefSeq and is a predicted model, not a curated record.